AUGCCCCCGCCCCCGACAGACCUCUCGGCCUACCUCCUCUCGGACCAGGAAUCCUCGCGCAUCUUUGCCUCGGACAUCCUCCCCGCCGAGCUACCGCCCGCAACGACGGCAUCUCCUCUUCCCCACCAGCACGAGUCGUCGUCGCCGCCCCUCGCCCUCCUAACCGUCGGCCAGACCGGCGCCGGCAAAAGCGUCCUCUCCCGGGCCCUGCUCCCCGCCCUGCGCCGUCGCCAUGCCCAUCUCGCCUCCGCUCCCGAUGCCGCGUCGUCGACGGCGCACCUCAUCGCCGACACCUUCAAGACACACCACCCGUCCUUUUCACACCUCAUGUCCACGGCGCCGCACCUCGCCUCCGCCGCCACCGGCCCCGACGCCCGCCGCUGGCUCGCCAUGGCCGUCCGCCACGUCGCCGCGCGCCGCCUCGACGUCCUCGUCGAGAGCGCAUGCCGCCACCCAGACGACUUUGCCCAGCUCGCCCUCGUCUUCCGCCGCGCCGGCUUCCGCGUCGAGGUGCUCGUCCUCGCCGUCCCCGCCGCCCUGAGCCGCCUCGGCAUCCUGCUGCGCUUCCACGCGCGCCUCCCCGAGGGCCAGUCUCGCGCCCUGCCUGUACGCCUUACCCCCGUUCGCGUCCACGACGAGUCGUAUGCCGGCCUGGUUGAUACCACCACCUUUCUGGACCAGUCGGCCGUCGCUGACCAGGUCCUCGUCGUCCGGCGGGGAAACUUGGUGGCGUACGGCGAAGAGAGAGGGCCAGAUGAGCGCAUGGCCGGGGGCGGGGGCGUGGCCGCGGCGCUGCUGAGGGAACGGGAGAGGCCUCUGACGCAGGACGAGGUCAAGAUUGCCCUGGAUGACCUUCAGAAGCUCAACCAGUUUGAGGAUGCUCUGGAGCAGGCCCAGCAGGUUCGGGCAAUGCUGCGGCCAUUGAUGGGCCACAAUCCUAGCACCUGCACACAUCUGCCUGAGCUGGUUCCUCUCAAGUUUGUCAGGCACGGUCAGGGCGGCAUCCAGGCAUACAAUGUCCUUCGCCUAGGACAACCUUGA
Molecule: messenger RNA, 1041 nt
Organism: Hirsutella rhossiliensis
Lineage: Eukaryota; Fungi; Ascomycota; Sordariomycetes; Hypocreales; Ophiocordycipitaceae
Product: zeta toxin domain-containing protein
Exons: 1
Coding region: 1-1041 (346 amino acids)
Molecular function (GO): kinase activity; ATP binding
Source: RefSeq, a predicted model, not a curated record